AUGAUAGGCUCAUACUAUAAUUUCAGUUUCUAUCUUCCUAUCGCUCUUCUUCUCUUCUCCUAUGCAAAGUUAUUAAGCACUUCUGCAUCUCUAACACCGGACCUGUGCGAUCCAGAUGAAAGAGUUUUGCUUCUCAAGCUGAAGGCUGAGUUCAAAAUUUGGAAGUCUGGUGAGUUUAACGACUACUUUGGUGACUCUGUGACAAUUUAUGAUGACACGGUGGUGAACGUUAAGUCUUACCCAAAGACCAAAUCAUGGGGGAAUAGCACGGAGUGUUGUAGUUGGAAAGGUGUCACAUGCCAUACAAAGUCAGGAAAGGUAAUUGGUCUCGAUCUAAGUUGCAGCUAUCUUUAUGGCCGUCUCGAACCGAAUUCCAGUUUGUUUAGACUGAUACAUCUCAAAACUUUGAACCUUGCUUGCAAUAAUUUCACUUUUUCUCCAAUCCCUCAUAAGUUCAACAAUCUCAUGUUGCUAGAAACACUAAAUCUCUCUGGAUCUUCAUUGAAAGGUCCAAUACCAACAGAAAUUCUCCAACUCACCAAUUUGGUGUCUCUCGAUCUUUCUUCUUUUUCCUAUAUUUCUUAUCUUUUACCUCCUCCAAGUUGGCUGUUCAUUGAAAACCCACCAUAUUUUCUCCAUCUACUUGCUAGUAACCUUAAGAACCUUAGAGCCUUGGAUAUGAGCUUUGUAAACAUAUCUUCAAAAAUCCCCCACGAGUUUUCAAAGAUGCAAUCUCUGAGAUGGCUACAUCUUCAGAACUGCUACCUGGAUGGAGAAUUUCCAAGCAGUAUUUUUCUGAUACCAAACUUACAGUCCAUUAUCCUGAGUCACAACCCAAAUCUGAGAGGCAAACUUCCUGUUUUUCGUAGAAACAACUCUAUGAAAGUCAUGGAGUUUUUUAUGACAUCUUUCUCAAGUGUCAUACCUGAUUCCAUCGGCAACCUUAAACAUUUAGUUUCUUUGACACUUGAUUCGUAAACUACUCAGGCUCUCUCUUUAACUGGUGAAAUCCCAUCUUCCAUUGGCAAUCUAAAACAGUUGAUCACGUUUGAGGUUGCCAAUAAUCACCUCACCGGAAACAUUCCAUCUGCAAUCUUCAACUUAACCAAACUACUCAGGCUCUCUCUCGAUUCAAACCACUUCAUAGGUUCCCUCUCACCUAACAUUGGGCAACUCUCCGAACUGGUAGCCGUUGUUGCCCAUGAUAAUCUUUUUACUGGAGCAGUUCCUUCAUCCUUGUUCCAAAUCUCUUCAUUGGAAGAAAUUGAUUUGGAGAAUAACCAACUCAGUGAUCUGGUUGGAUUCGAGAAUUUUUCUCUGUUAUCCAAUUUAGAAUAUCUCUACCUUGGGUCUAACAAUUUCAGAGACAAUAGUCCAGUUGACUUAAAUGUCUUCUCUUCUCUCAAGAAGCUAGUACGGCUAGAUCUUUCGGGCAUCCCUCUUUCAACAUCAAACAUCACUUCAGAUUCUGAUUUUUCAUCAAAUUUCGAGUUUUUGUUCUUGUCAAGCUGCAACAUCACUGAGUUUCCUGAUUUCAUAAGAGACCAGAGAAAUCUAAUGUCUAUAUACCUUUCCAACAACAACAUCAAAGGUCAAGUACCAGACUGGUUAUGGAGAUUACAAGAGCUGCGAUAUCUGGAUCUUCAUAACAAUGGUCUCAUCGGAAGUCUUCCUCACAUGUGCAUGCAUGCCAAGCAUUUAAGGGUCAUUGACGUCAGCCACAACCUAUUGGAGGGAAAGCUUCUUCCAUCUCUAACCAGUUGUUCUCGUCUGGAAGUUCUUAACUUGGAGAGUAAUGCUAUCAACGACACAUUCCCGUUCCACUUGAAUUCCUUGCAGAGCCUAGAAGUUCUUGUCCUCCGAUCCAACAAGUUUCAUGGCAUGUUGCAUCACUCCAAUGGGGGGGCUUGGUUCGGGUUUCCUGCCUUGAAAAUCAUUGAUGUAUCACAUAACGAUUUCCACGGUACCAUACCAUCUGAUUACUUCCUCAACUGGACUGCAAUAUCCACGAAUGAAGAUAAUUCUACGCAACCGGAAUACAUCGAGGUUCUCUUCAACUACGUUUCUGUUAUGUUGAUGAGUAAAGGAGUAUCAAUGGCAAUGGAACGUGUCCUCACAAUCUACACAAUCAUUGAUUUUUCUGGAAACAGAAUCCAUGGACAAGUUCCUGAAUCCAUUGGACUCUUGCAGGGACUCUAUGUUCUCAAUCUGUCAAGAAAUGCUUUCACAGGACACAUCCCAUCUUCUUUGGCAAACCUUACUGCACUGGAAUCACUGGACCUAUCCCAAAACAAGCUUUCUGGUGAGAUCCCUCCACAGCUAGGGGACCUCUCGUCUCUUGAGUGGAUCAACGUUUCACAUAACCAGCUCGUAGGUUCAAUACCACAAGGUACACAGUUCCAGCGACAAAACUGCUCUUCCUAUGAGGGAAACCCUGGACUUUAUGGUCCUUCCCUUAAGCCUGUUUGUGGAGAUCCAACAUCGCCAGAAACUGAACCACCAGUGCCCGAAGAAGAAGACGAAGACGAAGAAGUGGAAAGGUUGAGUUGGGUAGCAGCAGGGUUCGGCUUUGCACCUGGAAUUAUAAUUGGAGUAACCAUCGGAUACAUCCUGAGGAAUCUUGGCAGAAGAAGGCACUGAAGCACUCGUUAGCUUCAUCCAUCUCAUUGCUGUUCUGUUCAAUAAAAUUAUUGCAUUUUAGUAUCAUGGUAUUUUUGUUGUAUUGCAAGGACACUAGUGAUAUAUAAAACUUUUAUCUAUAAUAUUUGAAUUAGCAAAACAAGAAUCAUGUCUACACCUCUCCCUAACUUGGUCAGAGCUUGGCUCAGCCGCCACUAGAGCCCAACUGUUAUGACACACACAAGAAACAGAACAAGAGCCCCCCAAGAUUUCAAAGGCCCCGGAGAAAUCAGCUGAUACGCUUGGGCCAAAGGAAGAAUCAGAUACUGCUGACGUGGCUAGUCCUUUAAAGGCAAGAUAUGAAGGGAAGGAAGGAGCAAAGAGUCGAAUGGAGAAAGAGUCUUUGGCAGUUAUGAUAGUUGAAUAAAUACUCUGUAUUGUGGUUGGAGAAGACUAUCGAAGAUCAGAAGUGAGUGAGACGAGAGUCUUGAGGCGAUCUCUUAGGAGAUUCGUAUGCGAGUAACGAUGUAUUCAUGUGUGAGGAUCAUCGUUAUCUCUUGAGGCUUAGAUAAUCUGUAAUCGACAUUGUUACGAGGUUUACAAGU
Molecule: messenger RNA, 3224 nt
Organism: Brassica napus (rape)
Lineage: Eukaryota; Viridiplantae; Streptophyta; Magnoliopsida; Brassicales; Brassicaceae
Product: receptor-like protein 6
Molecular function (GO): protein binding
Source: RefSeq, a predicted model, not a curated record